AGGAUUGUGACUUAUUUGAAUAGGAAUUCGAAUAAUUGGGCUCUGUUAGCUUGUAGCCAGCAAGCUAAAUCAAGCUAAGCUAAAUAGCUCGCAAUUGCUUGCAAACCCAGCAUUGUGGAGCUUAGUGAGCUCAUUUCCUUGCUGUUUAUCUUAGCGUUUGUGAUUCUUGCUCCUGGAGCGUAGCUAGCGUCAGCUAAGCAAUGCCCUGUUUCGUGGCCUAGUGUUAAUGCGCAAUGUUAUAGGAAUGCCCAAGGAAAAAUAUGACCCGCCGGAUCCAAGGCGGAUGUACACAAUUAUGUCCAGCGAGGAGGCAGCCAACGGGAAGAAGUCAUACUGGGCUGAGCUGGAAAUCAGCGGCCGAGUAAGGAGUCUCAGCACAGCCCUCUGGUCUCUCACCCACCUCACUGCCCUGCACCUCAGUGACAAUUCAUUGUCACGCAUCCCGCCAGACAUUGCCAAACUACACAACCUGGUGUACUUGGAUCUCUCAUCCAAUAAGAUCAGGAGCCUGCCGGCAGAGCUCGGCAACAUGGUGUCUCUCAGGGAACUGCUUUUAAAUAACAACCAGUUGCGGGUUUUGCCAUUUGAACUGGGGAAACUAUUUCAGUUACAGACACUGGGCUUGAAAGGAAACCCACUUGCACAAGAAAUUAUGAGCCUCUACCAGGAACCUGAUGGCACGAGGAGACUGCUCAACUACUUGUUAGACAAUCUGGCAGGGGCUAUCAAGCGCAUGCCAACAGAGCAGCCCCCAGCCCGGUCAUGGAUCUCACUCCAGGAACCAGACCGAACACGGCCCUCAGAUAUGAAGAACAUAGCACUGUUCUCAGUGAUGUGCUACAAUGUGCUGUGUGAUAAGUACGCCACACGACAGCUAUAUGGCUACUGUCCCUCAUGGGCUCUAAACUGGGAGUACAGGAAGAAAUCCAUCAUGCAGGAGAUCCUAGGCUGCAACGCAGACAUCAUCAGCUUGCAGGAAGUUGAGACAGAGCAGUACUACAAUUUCUUCUUGCUUGAGCUGAAGGAGCAGGGAUACGACGGGUUCUUCAGUCCGAAGUCGCGAGCCAGGACUAUGUCGGAGUCGGACCGUAAACAUGUGGAUGGAUGUGCAAUUUUCUACAAAACGGAAAAGUUCAGCGCGGUGCAGAAGCACACGGUGGAGUUCAACCAGCUGGCCAUGGCUAACUCCGAGGGUUCAGAGGCAAUGCUGAACAGAGUGAUGACUAAGGACAACAUCGGCGUAGCUGUACUGCUGGAGGUCCGCAAAGAGAUGAUGGAGGUCUCCUCUGGAAAGUCACUCCAUGGCAUGGAGAAGCAGCUGCUCCUGGUAGCCAAUGCCCACAUGCACUGGGACCCAGAGUACUCUGAUGUCAAGCUGGUCCAGACCAUGAUGUUUCUGUCAGAGGUGAAAAACAUAGUGGACAAGGCCACACGCAGCCUCAAGUUGUCCUCUGUCUCUGGUGAGACCAAUGCCAUUCCACUGGUGCUCUGUGCUGACCUCAACUCCUUGCCUGAUUCUGGUGUAGUGGAGUACCUGAGUACUGGCGGAGUGGACUGCACCCACAAGGACUUCAAGGAGCUUCGUUAUAGCGACAGCCUGACCAAAUUCAACUGCAACGGCAAGAACAGUACGUCCAAUGGCAGGAUCACACACGGCUUCAAACUGAAGAGCGCCUACGAGAACGGCCUGAUGCCUUACACCAACUACACCUACGACUUCAAGGGUGUCAUCGACUAUAUUUUCUACUCCAAGCCUCACCUGAACGUGCUGGGUAUCUUGGGCCCCCUGGACCAUCACUGGCUCGUAGAAAACAAUGUCAGCGGCUGUCCACAUCCCCACAUCCCCUCCGACCACUUCUCCCUCUUCGCCCAGCUGGAGCUGCUCCUGCCUAAUGUGCCCCCCCAGGUCAAUGGGCUCCACCUGCCUGCACGCAGGUAGUGAGUCCCCGCCACACCACCAGAGGGAGCUGCAACCACAGGCUCUCCUUUGCAACUUUCCUUCCUUCCUCCCACUACCAGCUCUUUGCUCCACCACACCAGAGGAGGACAAAAAAAAAA
Monopterus albus (swamp eel) is the source of this 2058-nucleotide messenger RNA. Its product is annotated as CCR4-NOT transcription complex subunit 6. Gene Ontology annotation, molecular function: 3'-5'-RNA exonuclease activity; protein binding. The transcript has 13 exons. The coding region runs from base 227 to 1939 and encodes 570 amino acids. Lineage: Eukaryota; Metazoa; Chordata; Actinopteri; Synbranchiformes; Synbranchidae. The record is from RefSeq and is a predicted model, not a curated record.